CCGUUAUGAGACGAAGCUGUGUGCGUGACAACAAAAUGAUUUUCUCCACGGCGGCGCUAGUAUCGCAGGGGAGAAAAAUGUUGAUGGCUUGCUGACGAAGAAAUGUUUGCCGUGGGUGUUGUGUGCUUAAGAAAAACUAAAAAUUGUCUUGUAAUAUUCAAAGAGAACGCGAAAGUUAAAGUAAAAACGGUUCUAUAAGUGGCGUAGUGCAAUUGGGGUGUGUUUUUUGUUAGUAGAAUAUCGCGUAUGGUUCAAAAUAAUACGUACAUUGUCUGGUACACUGCACGGAGGCGCCAAUUGGCCUAAUUAAGGUGUACCCGCAGGAAAGUGUUCCACAAUCUAUAAAAGUGUUCAGUUUUUGGCGGAAAUACUUAAAAGUGUGUGAAAUACGUUUGGAAUGUGGUGUAAUGCCGACGGUAUUGUGGCAAAAGAAGUAAUUAAUAGGAGGCGUCAUCGCCGCUAAAGAAAGUUGCUGGAUGCUUCUGAAAGCUGCGGUUUUUUGUGCGAUACAGCAACAGACAGUAGUGUGCGUGUAGUGUUUGAUGUGUAACGGCUUCGUGUCGUUUAUGAAAGCGGUAGUGGUGUGCGUGAAGAAAAAUCCCCGUCUGGAGAGGUCCCGUUGUGUAUGCGCACGACAUUGCUAAAUGUCAUUUUAUUGUUGAAGGAAAAACGAAAACAACCUCCUGCAGUCGAUAGUGGAUAGUGGUGUGUUUGGUUGCUGGCGUAGCAGUUUGUUUACUUACCUUCUUGAAGGUGUUUCCCGCCCGAAAGGACUGAUGUGGUCGGCGUAUUUGAAAACUCAUUUUAUUUCACAUAAUCCGUUGUUAAGCUGUGGACGAUUUCGAACGGUGGUGAUCGCACAUUAUUUAACCUAAAGGUACAUCGUUAGUGGCGGUACUGCGGUCAUCAAAUCAGCAUCAUGUUUUACGCACACAUCGUGCUGGCCAAGAAGGGCCCUUUGGCCCGGAUUUGGUUGGCGGCGCAUUGGGACAAGAAGAUCACUAAGGCGCACGUAUUCGAAACCAACAUUGAGCAGAGCGUGGACGGCAUCAUGCAGCCGAAAGUGAAGUUGGCUCUGCGUACUUCCGGCCAUUUGCUGCUGGGAGUUGUGCGCAUCUACGCCCGGAAAGCCAAAUAUCUGCUGGCCGAUUGUAAUGAGGCGUUCGUUAAGAUUAAGAUGGCUUUCCGUCCUGGAAUGGUGGAUCUGCCGGAAGAGCAUCGGGAAGCAGCAGUGAACGCAAUCACGCUGCCGGAAGUGUUUCAUGAUUUCGACACACCUUUGCCGGAGUUGAAUGACGUCGACAUUGAAGCACAUUUUUCUAUAAAUCAAUCCCGCGCAGAUGAAAUUACGAUGCGCGAGGAUUAUGGCACACUCCCUCUAAACUUACAUGAUGAUGGUUUUGGCGAUAUGGGCUUUGAUGAUACACCGGACAUGGUUCGUGAUCGUAUGGACGAUCAGAUAGAGGACGAUCUGUUCACCGAUACCGUAACGCGCCCACCAGAUUUAGAACAGGACAAGGAACCGUUGCCUGGAACAUCUCGAUCUCUCUUAGAUUCCAUCGAUCCCCAUCAUCCGCACGGAGACGAUGACAACUUUGGCGAUGAGGAUUUUGGUGGCCAACCCGCAGCAGGUUUGUUUGAAGGCGAUAUAUUUGCAGAUGCACCGCUGGCCCCAGAACCGGAACUUCCUACCGCCGUUACUCAGCGUCGAGAUGAUUCGGAUGAUGACGAUGACGAUCACUUCGACAUGGGCGGUGCACCGUCCCCAGCACCAAGUUCAGACAAUUCUCGGCCUCCUUCACCCAUAACGAACAACGCAUUGUUAGAUGGUGAACCACAGCCCGGUACGAGUAAGGAUACGGGUGGUGCACAGGGUCCACAAUUGCAUCCAGAAACCGGCCUUCCUAUUGUCCAUAAUCCUGAAGAUGGCGAUGAAGGUAAUGACUGUAAUGAUGGGCAUCCGGAUCAAGCAACGCUACUAAAUAACGAGGAAGAAAGCUUUGCUCUAGCGCCAGUCGAUGCGACCGCCCUGAAAGGAACAACAAAAUCGAAGCGGAAACGAAAGUUGAUUGUCGAUGAAGUGAAGAACAUAUCGGGAGAAGAGAUGAAGAGCCAGCUCGCCAACACGUCCGACAUUGUAACGACACUGGAUUUGGCACCGCCUACGAAGCGACUUAUGUAUUGGAAAGAAACCGGUGGUGUCGAAAAGCUCUUUACUCUUCCCUCGCGUGACAUUCCUGCGCGAUGUCUAUUUAAAAAUUAUCAGCGCCACCUAACUUCGCGAUCGAUUGGUAUUGAAGACUUUGCAGUACUGGCUCCGUUGGACGUUCUUGGGGUAGAAUUACUGGUGGAACGUGCAGAAUCACCAGUCCCGGUUGUACCAUCAAAGCGCGGCCGAAAGCGGAAACAACAGCCAGAAGCGGCAUCAACGCAAAGCUAUUUGGAACAAUCGGCGAGUGAUCAAAUGCGAAAUGUUGCUGGUGAGAUGGCUCCUCCGACUCCGGCUUCAAUAGAAAUGCGUGAGGAUGGAUUGGCGGCGGAUGCAACACAGUCAUCCUCGUUCAUGCCACCACCUGCGACCCCGGGGCUGAGUCAGUUGGGCAGUCCAAACCAUCAGAGUCAUCUAAUGCCGCCUACCCCCGGUUUACCAACCAUUCCGAUGACUCCGGGACAGCUUGAUCACGGUGGUUUGACACCAGCAGGUCUGGGUCAUGGUGGGGAGCUGACGCCGGUGGGGCUUUCUCACGGGGGACUUACGCCGAGCGAUUUGCAUCACGGUGGUCUUACACCGGCCGGAUUACACCAUGGUGAUCUUGGCGGUGGCAUGACUCCACACGGGUUAGAUCACGGCGGUAUGACACCUCACCAUGCAUCGCUGGAAAACAUUGACCAAAUUCCAAACCUGCCCGCCGACCAAGUUUCCUCGAUCCUCAAUGAACCGGGAAUGGAAGGAUUCUCCAACAUGGGAUUCGAUGGGAACACGUCGGAAGAAAUAGCGAACGAUUGGAAUGGGGACUAUGAGUUCCCACCCUCCGUCGGUGCAACGCAUCCUAACGAGGAGCAGCAAGUAGACGAAACGAUCGAGCAGUUUGAGGAGCGUGUACUGAACAAACGAGCGGCACAAAUGUUCCUCUCGGUGAAGUCUCGAUUAUUGAAAGCCGAUCAAAUGAUGCUGUCCGAAAUGACGCAUCGAAACAAUAAAAAACAGGCUGCUCAAAAGUUCUACUCACUUCUGGUGCUGAAAAAGUUCAAGGCAUUGGAAAUCUCACAGAAACAGCCGUACGACGACAUCAUCGUCACGAGGGGCCCGAUGUUCGAUAAUCCGAAGCUGUAAGCUGUAAG
Anopheles funestus (African malaria mosquito) is the source of this 3342-nucleotide messenger RNA. It is a transcript of the gene vtd, whose product is annotated as double-strand-break repair protein rad21 homolog. NCBI's taxonomy places the organism in Eukaryota, Metazoa, Arthropoda, Insecta, Diptera, Culicidae. Gene Ontology annotation, molecular function: protein binding; chromatin binding. The record is from RefSeq and is a predicted model, not a curated record. Gene Ontology annotation, biological process: replication-born double-strand break repair via sister chromatid exchange; mitotic sister chromatid cohesion; synaptonemal complex assembly. Gene Ontology annotation, cellular component: cohesin complex; synaptonemal complex. The transcript is spliced from 6 exons. The coding region runs from base 920 to 3334 and encodes 804 amino acids.